GACUGUAACGUUAUUUAUUGCCCAAUUUAUGGGUAUCUGUGAUAACAAGCAUUAUUGGAAUGUUCGGACCAAUUAUGGAAUUUUGAGAAGCGAAAUGUGGCAUAAUUCUGAAAAGUGUUAACGUGGACAGUUUGAAAACCCAUCAGAUCACCUAAUGCAUUUGAAUUAAUUGUUAUUUUAUAUUUAUGGAAACGUACUGAUGAUCCUUCGAGUUCCGUAAGUCAUUAGUGAGUUAUUUGCAUUUUUUUUAGCUGGUAUAUUUUCUUGACAAAAGUCAUGGAAAGGAAAGAAAGCCCAUCUCAACUGCAGAAACAAAGUAAGAGAGCAAAGAAGACUAUGAAAGGAUUGCAGGCAGACCAGCCAUUAGAAAUACAAGGACGUUUAGAACUGACAAAACAGAUUGCCAGAAAACAGGUUUCUGAGGACAGAGAUGUUCAAGUGGAGGCGGGAGAUCUCGUACAUAAACAGAAGAGACAUUUUAAGAAUACGUCAUAUGAUAGCAAGUCACAUGAUAGAAGAGACAUUCCUAAGACACUCAUCUCAGCUCUACUGGAAGAAUUGAAUGAUGACAUAAUUGGUGAACCUACUGGAUUUGAUACAGGUAACUGUUCCACUUUGGAUCCACCUCCUACUAGUCUUCCCUCAGACAAGGUGUAUGUUGAAUGUAAGAAUGGGUUUGCUACUACACCAAGGAGAAAGAUGUUCCAUCCAUUACAUUAUACUGAAGGAGACAUUAUCAAUGUGGAAAAUUCAAAGUCUGUUGGGACACCUCUUGAACUUGCCAUACUUGUCCAGAAGUGGUGCCAUCCAUUCUACACAUUAUGUCAUGGCUUGCUUGGUGGCAUGGCAUUAUUGCAUAUAAUUCUGGUGUAUUAUGCUGGGGACUCCAACUUUGUGUACAUGUAUACACAAUAUGCCAGAAUAUAUCAAACUUUAUUCCAUGUCCUGUGUAUUUUCUGCUUCAUCUCUAUACUGGACAGAUGUGAUGCUAAACAUAUGCAUGUUCCUUACUUGGCAGACUUAUUUAGAUACCAUAUCACUACAAUUCUGGUUCUUGCUGUUUAUAUGUCCACACUUGUCUUAACCUUUGUGACAACAAAAUGGGAUGACUGGCUGGUCCUUUCACCAUACAGCACAUCAGUUAAGAAUGUUUCGGACACUGCAGAUGCAUUGAAAGUGUGGAACAACCUGAAUCUAUUUCGCAACAUUGGAGCUAUUUCAGGAUGGGUACUAACUGCUUUCUUUCCAAAUGAAGAUAUGCUGUACGUUUAUUUGUGCAAUAUGAUGAAGUACCAGACUGUAACUGCACAUGUUGUAUCAGCACGGUACUAAGUGUUGGUUAAUUUUUUCUAAUGGGUCAAUAGAAAUUGCAUAAUCAGUUUUUUAAACCUACACAAAUGAUUCAUUAGUUUGUAAUGUUCUAAUGAGAAGAAGUACGGACCAGAAGACGCAUCUGUUUGUCAACAAGCCCAAUGCACAAUUGUAAAUUAACCUUUGAAAAUAAAUGAAAUUAUCUGUAAUAUAAUAAAAUAUUAAAUUGCUAUACAUGA
Molecule: messenger RNA, 1550 nt
Organism: Zootermopsis nevadensis
Lineage: Eukaryota; Metazoa; Arthropoda; Insecta; Blattodea; Termopsidae
Biological process (GO): cilium assembly
Cellular component (GO): ciliary transition zone
Source: RefSeq, a predicted model, not a curated record